Lytechinus variegatus (green sea urchin) is the source of this 2947-nucleotide messenger RNA. RefSeq lists its product as uncharacterized. The record is from RefSeq and is a predicted model, not a curated record. The transcript is spliced from 2 exons. Lineage: Eukaryota; Metazoa; Echinodermata; Echinoidea; Temnopleuroida; Toxopneustidae. Bases 280 to 1068 code for a protein of 262 amino acids.
CGAUAAAAGCGGGGGUUUCGUAUAUAAUCGUGAUGAUAAUACACACUAUAGCAUGCAAGCAUGGGAGGAGUUAUUAUGCGAUAUAACUAGGUGACUAUAAUUAGCUUUAUAUCACAUAUUGUUUGGGCUUUUUUGGUUAAAGACUGCGGUUCAUAUAGCUACACACCUUUCUCGUGGAUUGAAGACUCCACAGUUAUUUCAUGUCCAUGUAGAACAGCAUCGUCAUCACGUGGUCAUCCGUCACGUACACAGUCAAGAACAUGCAAGGCGCCACAAAAAAUGUAUCGAGGAGACGUAAGAGAACAUAGUGAUCUUGGUGCUUUUUGGAGAAGAAAUUUGGCGGUCAUGCAACCAGCCGGAGUAGCUUCGGCUUUUUCGAUUGCGUCGUUGACAGCGGGUCUGUCCCACCACCAUCCCCAACCCUACCCGCAUCCAUCCGCCGUCACCACCUCGGCUAUGAUGUGCGCGGCGGGAUAUCCACCAGCAGCACUGCCAUUGCCCUACGCCUCAGCCACGACCUGCCAGCCCGUCAGCUACGCGGGAUCACUUGCCUUGCCGCCGCCCGGAUCGACAUGCACCGGACGAGGAGGAGGAGGAGGGGGCAUUGAAAUACCCGUGCUUCCUGUAUCAGCGGGAUCGCAGUGUGCAAUGAAUAACCCACCGGGGAGCGCCGGCGGGGGGACUGUCUCUUUCGCAGCUCAUCACCCGUCGAAUUCGUAUUCCCGCCAGUGUGCAGGUGAAGACAGCAGAAAUAUUGGUCUUUUAUCGAACACAAGACAAGGACUGGUAGGUGUUACAGAUCUUAAUAUACCUCGGUGGAACUCUUAUGGACCCUGCCUGGAGCCGGGAAUUACUAGUGCAAUCUCUCCAAGAGUUCCAAACGGUCACGAAUCGACAUCAUCUACCUUGCUUCGAGGAGGUCAUCGGGAUUAUGUAGAAACUCUCCAGUCUCCUACAGCUAACUAUUGUGGCCAAACGCACAGCCCAUCAGGUAAGAUAAAGAAUAUAUUCAUAUUUAAAAAAAUCCACUUCGAAACAAUCCUUGCCAUGAACGUGGGACAGUAUUAGGUUCAUAAAGGAAAAUAGAAUGAGCCAGAACAAAUAUUGUUAUUUUUCAAAACAAAAAGUGCACGUAGUUUUACUUGUUAGGGUUACUUUAUUGACUGUUACUACUUCUCUGGCAAAGCCAUGAUAAAUUUGUUUUUUUGUAAUUCCUUCGUAUAUUUGUAUACACUCUAAAAAUAAAAUAGUAAAAAAACACCCAAUUUCGGGUAGAAAGGGAAUGAUGCACGUUUGCUGUGUAAUUUUGUCCCCAUAUUGGGCAAAAUGUAUGUUUUAAUGGAAAUUUCAACACAGCAUUGCGUAAAAUUUACAAUGUAUUUGGUGCCAUUUUACUCAGCAAACAGACAUGUUCCAAUUUUACCCAAUAUUGAGCAAAGUUUUUUUGAGUGUGCAUUUCGAAAUUCAAAAUUCGGAUAAUAAAUGUGCCAUAAUGUAAUUACAAAAGAAUACAAAUCUUAUUUUGGUUUAAAAAAUUACAAAACGUAAACAUUUUGUCUCUAUGUAUAAUCAAAUGUCCCAUUUCCAAAUUGUAUAAACGGUCCAUUUUCAGUUGGUUGUUGACAAUUUGUGCAAGGUGUACACAAAAGUAUUCAAAACAAGACAAUUAGCCAUAAAUACAAGUACUGAAUAUUUGGCCAGGAAACGCACUCUAUGCAUGCAGAUGUGGAAUUCAUCGAGAAUGUGUCAAAAUGAUCAACGUCAAGUUUACCGACACAAAAGAUUAAUAAGUGUCCAUAAAAUAUAUCUGAAUGAGAGCUAUAUGCCAACAAACUGAGGCCGAACUUUCGUUUCGAGCCUUUUUUUAAUAUUCCCAUUGUUUGUGUGACCAAGAAUACUGCUGAAAUAUUUUUGUAUAGUAUUUCUUCAAUCGUUGAAAAUUCUGGCUUGUCUGCAUGUGUUGACGAACGUGGACCCGAUUUUGAUUGAAUACUUAGUUUGGCUGAAUUAAAAGAAAUAAAAUGCUGAAAGGAAUAGUUUUGUAACCAUUCAUUAAAAUCCACUGUUAUUUGAUCGUUCUCAUUCGCACAAAAGGUGAUAUCCUAGUGCUAUAUUCAACAACAAACUGUGUUUUUACUCCAAGGAUUUUGGUAAAUUCCGUGCAUUAUAAAAGUAUAUAAGCUAAAAUAUGAAUACUUCUAUUCAUUUGUAUAUCUUGCGGAUGCUAUGUAGCAUACAACUGUAAUCUUUGAUAGGAAUGCAUAUUGUUAUAAAUUAAUCACUGGUUUUAGCAUUAAAAAUCAUUUGGAAAUUUGUAACUUCCAGGCGAAUAUGCGAACAAAAAAUUGAGACGGGCUUAUUCACAUUUUUGCAUAGAAAAAGAACCCAGUAUCUUCAAAAUAGUUGAUAUUUAGGUAGGCAUAUCGUAUACCUGGAUUGCAUGGCACUAUGUAUCAAAAUGUAAUUGGAAAGCAAAAAAAACACAGUCAGCAUGAAAGGUGAGCUUAACUAUUUUGUGACAAUAUAGACUCUACAUUGUUAGACGCCCCGUGGUUACUCACUUCAGCCAAUAACGGUUUUUGUGUAUUCAGUUUUCAUAGAAUAAAUUCAGGUUAUACUCUCAAAGCUGGCAGAUUAUUCGUCAUCUAUGUGAUAAUUAAAAUAAAACCAUCGGAACGUUUGAUCUCAGACACAUAAACCAGAACAUAUCGUAUUGAUAGAAUAGUCAAAUUAAUUUGAUUUAGUCAUUAGUUUGCGUUAAAUUAUAGCACGUUACAUGAACAAAAGUACAUCAAUUUAUGAUAGACGGUCAAGAAUCCCUAUGUGUGUUUUACAGCCUGCUCCAAUCUUUCUCUGACAAAAAAGGAACCAACAAGAAAAAAAAACUGAUAAUCUUAUUUCACUUCAGAUUUUACAAAAAAUAAUUUGCAAAACAAUUCAUGCAGUU